Molecule: messenger RNA, 3426 nt
Organism: Closterium sp. Naga37s-1
Lineage: Eukaryota; Viridiplantae; Streptophyta; Zygnematophyceae; Desmidiales; Closteriaceae
Source: the annotation of a GenBank genome assembly
AUGGCGGAUUUCAUCGCAGGCGACGCCUGCGACUUCGGCGACUGCUUCUCCGACGACGAGUUUGACGUCGACGAAUUGGAGCGUCGCAUGUGGAAGGAUCGCCUGAAGCUGAAGCGAAUCAAGGAUGGCCAGAAAGCGAAAGACGGCGAGAUGACGACUCCGGCAGAUGAGGCGAGAGAUGCGGCGGGAGACGCGGCGGGGGAUGCGCCGAAGGACGCGGCGGGCGAGGACGAGCAGAAGACGCGGCAGCGGCAGUCGCAGCAGGACCAGGCGCGGCGGAAAAAGAUGUCGCGCGCGCACGACGGCAUACUUAAAUACAUGCUCAAAAUGAUGGAGGUGUGUAACGCGCAGGGCUUCGUGUACGGAAUUAUUCCCGAAAAGGGGAAGCCAGUUGGCGGAAGCUCCGACAAUCUGCGCGCGUGGUGGAAGGACAAGGUGCGCUUCGACCGCAACGGCCCCGCGGCGAUUGCGCGCUACAACGCGGAGCAGGCCGCCGCUUCUUCCGCCGCCGCCGCCGCUGCCGCCGGGGGGAACGGUAGCGUGUUUCCCGGCGGGAUGGUCCCCGGCGCUGGCGGAAUUGGCGGGAGCGGGAUGGUUUCUGCGCUCGCGACGCCGCAGACGCUGCAGGAGCUGCAGGAUACGACGCUGGGAUCGCUUCUCUCGGCGCUGAUGCAGCACUGCGAUCCCCCGCAGCGGAGAUUUCCGCUCGAAAAGGGCGUUCCGCCGCCCUGGUGGCCGUCCGGGGAGGAGCAAUGGUGGCCGCAGCUGGGGCUGACACGUGGCACCGGCCCGCCGCCGUACAAGAAACCGCACGAUUUGAAGAAGGCGUGGAAAGUGGGCGUGCUGACGUCAGUGAUUCGGCAUCUGUGUCCUGACGUGGCGCGCAUUCGGAAGCUGGUUCGUCAGAGCAAGUGCCUGCAGGAUAAGAUGACGGCGCGGGAGAGUGCCACGUGGAACGCCGUGCUCGACCAGGAGGAGGCGGAAAUUCUCAAAGCGCAAGGGCGGCUCGAAGACGCGGCGAAAUUCGACCCGUUCGCUGCCGGAUCGCCCGUAAGAACCCCCGGCGCGGGUGCGUUUGAGCGCGACGGCGGAAUUACCGGCGGAAUUGGUGGAGGGAUCCGCGGAGCGGACUUGACGGGCGUGGACACGAACGCGCUUCUGGCGGAAAUUCUGAGCGGAAAGAUGCGCGCCGGCGCGAUUGAAGCGGGGGAGGAUAAGCGGAGCUUUAAAUUAUCCGCAGCUGGUAACGGGGCGGACUACGACGAGUACGCGCCUGAAGCACCUGGCCGUUCGGCUAGCAGAGUCAAGACGGAGCAAGAAAUUUUGAACAUCCCCGCUACUGUGUUCUCCGGUACAAGCAACCUCACCAACGCUUCUGCCGCUUCUGCCGCGGCCGCUGCUGCUGCUUCGCUCACACAGGGUGCGGGGUCUUUGGCUCCUGAGCACCGGGUUUUUCUCUGCCCGUUCGACCGCUGCCCGAAGCACCAGUGGAGCAACGCCUUUGCUGACCGCAACGCCCGGAACCUUCACCAAGCCUCCUGCCCGUUCCGCCCGAAGCUCGCAGGUUCGGGCUCCCCUGCUCCUGCUGGCGCUGCUGGCGUCACUGGUGCUCACACCGGUGGUGGCAGCAGCUGCCCCAUUCGCAGGAGCGCGAGUGCCUCCUCCUUCCUUCCUUCUGGAAAUCCCGCCGCCGCCGCCGGCGCUGCUGGUGUGGCUGGUUCUGCUGGUGGUUCGGCUGUAGCGAGUGGUGGCGGCAGCAGCAAGCCGUCUGGCAAGGACCCUGCUGCGUUCGCGUCCGCGGCUGCUACAGCCGCCGCCAUCAAGGCGAGCAUGCAGCAGCACGGUCAGCAGAGUCAAUCCAAGUCAAGGCUCUCAAACUCCUCCCGUGCCCCUCCCGCUCCUGCCACUCCUGCUGCAGAGCCUGCUGCUGCUGCACAGCCAGUAUCCCACCCGAAUUUCCCUUACAACAACCACCAGCAGCACCAGCAGCAGUACCAGCAGCAGCAGCAGCACCAUCAGCAUCAAGCUCAGUUAUUGAGACAAGGAAGCUUUCCGGGUGAUUCCUUUCACCCGCCUCCUGCCAUUGGCCUGCCGACAGGAGCUGCCCCGGGCAGCGGGCAGUUCGGAGAAAUGUUUCCAGGGAUGAUGUUCGGGCAGCCCGGCAACAUGAUGGGUAUGGCAGGAAUGGGACCACCAUCCAUGCACCACCAUCACAUGGCACAUGCGGCCCAUGCCGCACAUGCAGCACAUGCAGCACAUGCAGCGCAUGCCUCUGCCCAUCCGUACGCCUUCCACAUGCCCCCCAUGGGCCAUCCCUUCCCGGCUUACAGCAGCAUGGCUGGUGGCAUUGCUAUUAAUCAGCAGCAACAGCAGCAGCAGCAGCAGGGAGAGGAGAUGCGACAGCAGCAGCAGCAGCAGCAGCAGCAGCAGCAGCAGCAGCAGCAGCAGCAGCAGCAGCAGCAGCAGCAGCAGCAGCAGCAGCAGCAGCAGCAGCAGCAGCAGCAGCAGCAGCAACAGCAGCAGCAGCAACAGCAGCAGCAGCAUCCGAGCCAGCAUCAACAGUUGGAGAAGCGGAGGAGAGAGCUGAACCGUCAGCAGCUGCAGCUGCAGAGGCAGCUUCAGGAGCAGCAGCAACACGGAGAUGAAUUACACAAGCAGUUGCAGGAACACGAGCAGCAGCAGCAGCAACACCAGCAGCAGCAGCAACAGCAGAUGGCGCGACUGGGAGAGGAGAAAGCUGGGCUGUCAAGCGUCGGUGAAGCAGGCGAGAAAACGGGGAGCGACGGGGGCAUCGGAAGCAUGACAUCAAGUAAUGAUGCAGUGAGCAACAACCACAACCGAGUGAGCAACAUCAGCAGCAGCCAUGCUCUGAGCAACACAGGCUUGAGCAACAUCGGGGGCGUCAGCAAGAGUAGCAGCACUGGUAACUCCGCGAGUAACCAAUUCACUCGUCCGUCCGUUCUCCUCCCUUCUGCCACGCCUGCUUCUCCUGCUGCUCCCGCCAUCUCGCCGCGCCUCGCUGCUAUAAUCGCCCAGCAGCAGCAGCAGGAGGAGUUGAUCGCAACCGUUGGAUCGUGGGCCAAGGGCCAGCUCCAAACCAGGAUGAAGCGCCGAGCCUUGUCGGACCUCCAAGCCUUGGUGCCUGGCGAGCGCACGCUCGGCCGGACCAUGACCGAGCCUAUGGCGGAGGUUCGGGAUGAAGCUGACGGGGCGGAGGGGAGUGGUGCUGCUGCUGGUGCGGGUCAGUUCGGUGGGUUUGAGAAACUGGCAGGAGAGGAGUCAAUGGCAGGAGGGAUAGCUGGAGGGAUAGCAGGAGGCUUAGGAGGAGGUUUGGGAGGAGGCCUAGUAGGGUUAGGAGGAGGACAUGACCCUUUGAGGCUGAUGGGUCAAUUGAUGGAUGAUGACUUGCACUACUUCAGCUGCUGA